This is a messenger RNA of Aspergillus sclerotioniger CBS 115572, 1476 nucleotides long. RefSeq names its product MFS transporter. Gene Ontology annotation, molecular function: transmembrane transporter activity. Gene Ontology annotation, biological process: transmembrane transport. The transcript is spliced from 9 exons. Gene Ontology annotation, cellular component: membrane. The record is from RefSeq and is a predicted model, not a curated record. The coding region runs from base 1 to 1476 and encodes 491 amino acids. Lineage: Eukaryota; Fungi; Ascomycota; Eurotiomycetes; Eurotiales; Aspergillaceae.
AUGGUUCAGGCUGAACCCAGUGUCCAGGAGGUGAAUCUCUCCACCAGAGAUGAGGGACAACACCGCGAUGAAUUUGAGGUCCGUUGGGACGAGGAUGAUGUCGCCAAUCCACAUACUAUGAGACCGAAGCGAAAAUGGGCUAUCGUGAUUCUGGUCUCGUCUAUGACACUGUGUGUCUGUGUCACUAGCUCCCUUUACACGACUACCUAUAAUCAGAUCAUGGUCGAAUUUGACUGCUCACGGACUGUCGCGACUCUUGGACUGAGCUUCUACAUUGCUGGGCUGGGCUGGGGGCCUAUGGUGAUGAGUCCUUUGUCGGAGUUCUAUGGACGGAGGCCUAUUUACCUCGUUUCGCUUCCGCUGUUUGUCAUAUUCAUCGUCCCUUGUGCCGCGGCACAUAAUAUCCAGACUAUGUUAGUUGCCAGAUUGUUGGAUGGACUUGCAGGAGCGGCUUUUACGUCGGUCGCAGGGGCUACCGUGGGCGAUAUGUACAGCAAGAGUACCCUGCAUACUCCGAUGCUGGUCUACACGGCUUCACCAUUCACGGGGGCUAGUCUGGGUCCUGUCCUCGGUGGACUGAUAAAUAGCUGGGCUUCAUGGCGAUGGUCAUUCUACUUUCUUCUCAUCUGGUCAAGCUUACAAUCUAUCCUUGUCAUGAUCUUCGUCCCUGAGACUUACCAUCCUGUUCUACUCCGCAACCGAGCUCGCAAACUACGCCAGGAGACCGGUGACGAGCGAUGGAGAGCACCGAUCGAAAAGCUGGAUCGAUCUGUGUUGAAGACCGUUAUCCGCUCCCUCUAUCGUCCCUUCAUGCUCCUCGUCCUCGAACCAAUGUGUCUCAACCUGUGCAUCCUCUCCGCCAUCGCCCUCGGUGUUCAAUACCUCUUCUUCGGCGCAUUCGGGGUUGUCUACGGCAAUGCAUACAAUUUCAAACUCUGGCAGACAGGACUGGCCUUUCUGGGCCUUCUGGUGGGAAUGGUUCUGGCGGUCGUGAUCGAUCCGUUAUUCUGCAAACUCUACCCCUACUUCUCCAGCAAAUCCAGCCGACAAAACCCCACCGCAGAUCAAGAGCCCGAAAGCCGUCUCCCUCCGGCCGUCAUCGGCGCCCCGCUUCUCACAAUAGGCUUGUUCUGGUUCGGAUGGACAGCCACCCCCUCAAUCCAUUGGAUCGUCCCCAUAAUCGGCAGCGCAGUUUUCGGAGCCGGAAUGAUCUUCGUAUUCCAAGGCGUCUUCACCUUCUUCGUCGACGCAUAUCCCCUAUAUGCUGCAAGCGCUCUCGGCGCAAACAGUUUCACGAGAAGUACCUUUGCCGCGGCAUUUCCGCUGUUCGGUGUGGCUAUGUACCAUAAACUGGGAGACCAAUGGGCGACGUCGCUACUCGCGUUUUUGAGUCUGGUUAUGGCGCCGUUUCCGUAUAUUUUCUUUAGGUAUGGGAAGAGGAUUCGGGGGAAGAGUCGGUUUGCGACGAAGAAGUGA